AUGUCCACAUUAUUGGUAAUCGAAUCAGCCAAGGCUGGUCUGGUGAUCGGCCGUGGUGGGGCCACAAUCAAGAACAUCCAACAUGACAGUGGUGCGAUAGUAAAGAUGACCGACGGUGACACAGCAGACACGCAGAACGUUAAAAUAAUCGGCAGUGAAGACGCUCAGCGUUUGGCCAGUGGCAUGAUUGAAAAGAUCACUGGUAAGAUUUUGCGGUCGGAAAUAAUUUCUACUCCACCACCACCGCCCAGGCGACAAACACGAGGUCGGGGCAUGGGUAGACCGCGAUCGAACAAACGGGAUACGUCACCAUUAGAGACAUUUUCUAUUAGUAACGAAAUUUGGGAGGAAAUCGUCCGGGAAAACAAGCAGAGGAACCUCGAGAUUUUACAGUCGUUGCCGCCUAUCAUCAAAGACUUCUAUGUGGAGCAUAACCAAGUAAAAGCCAUGUCUGACGAAGAAGUUCAAUCGUUUAGAACUGCUCAAAAUGGUAUUACCGUACAGUACAUAGAUGGUGCUGAAUGUCUACGACCAAUACCGAAACCAAUAAAAACAUUUCAGCAUGCUUUUAGCUCAUACCCAAAUAUCAUGAAGGUAAUUAAAAAACAAAAUUUUGCCACACCUUCGCCUAUACAGUGUCAAGCAUGGCCUAUAAUUAUGAGUGGACAUGACUUAAUAGCAAUUGCCCAAACUGGUACAGGCAAGACAUUGGCAUAUAUACUACCAGCUUUAAUUCAUAUACUUAAACAGCCUACUCCACGCAAUGAACGUAUUGGACCGUCUGUAAUGAUAUUGGGACCAACAAGAGAACUUGUAUUGCAAAUUCACGAUGAAAUAACAAAAUAUUUACACAGCAAUAUCAAACUUGUAUGUGUAUAUGGUGGAGGGGUUUCAACACAAACCCAUCAACAACUUAUACAAGCUGAAAAACCAGACAUUGUUGUAGCCACGCCAGGAAGGCUUAAUGAUUUGAUUGGUAUACAAGCAAUUAAACUUGAACAUGUAUCUUAUUUGGUUCUUGAUGAAGCGGACCGUAUGUUAGACAUGGGUUUUAAAAAUCAAAUAGAAUUGUCACUAAGACAUGUGCGCCCAGAUAAGCAAACUAUUUUGACAAGUGCUACAUGGCCGAUAGCUGUCCAAAAAUUGGCCAAUUACUUCGCAAAAAAUCCUUUACAGAUAACAGUCGGUUCUCUAGAUUUAUCUACAGUGAAUACAGUAGCUCAAAAAAUUAUUGUAUUAAAACAAAAUCAAAAAGAAGCUUGGUUAUAUGACUUUAUUAGCAACACUCUUUCUAAGAAUGAUAAAGUCAUAAUAUUUAUGCGUAAGAAAACAUCAGUUGACCAGAUGUUUGAAUAUUUCAAUAGUAAAAAUAUUAAAUGCAGAAGUAUACAUGGCGGAAAGUUACAAGCUGAUCGUGAAACAUCUUUGGCUGACAUGCGUAAUGGUGUUGUAUCCAUACUUAUUGCUACAGAUGUAGCAUCCAGAGGAAUAGAUAUUCAUGAUAUCAGUCUAGUUAUUAAUUAUGAUUUUCCUGUGAAUAUUGAAGAGUAUGUUCACAGAGUGGGUAGGACUGGUAGAGCAGGAAAAACAGGUUCAGCAAUUACUUUGUUCACUGACUACGAUAAAUUCAAUGCUUCUCCUCUUAUUGGUGUUUUGGAAAAAUCUAAACAACCUAUUCCACCGGAAUUAUACAAAAUGACUACUCAAUAAACACCAAAUUAAAUAUUAAAAUUAAUUUAGGCUUCAAUAAUUA
Melanaphis sacchari is the source of this 1753-nucleotide messenger RNA. RefSeq names its product probable ATP-dependent RNA helicase DDX43. The record is from RefSeq and is a predicted model, not a curated record. Gene Ontology annotation, molecular function: ATP binding; RNA binding; RNA helicase activity. Bases 1 to 1710 code for a protein of 569 amino acids. NCBI's taxonomy places the organism in Eukaryota, Metazoa, Arthropoda, Insecta, Hemiptera, Aphididae. The transcript is spliced from 2 exons.